Molecule: messenger RNA, 1354 nt
Organism: Daucus carota subsp. sativus
Lineage: Eukaryota; Viridiplantae; Streptophyta; Magnoliopsida; Apiales; Apiaceae
Product: E3 ubiquitin-protein ligase BIG BROTHER
Exons: 9
Coding region: 304-1035 (243 amino acids)
Biological process (GO): negative regulation of organ growth; protein ubiquitination
Molecular function (GO): ubiquitin-protein transferase activity; ubiquitin conjugating enzyme binding
Source: RefSeq, a predicted model, not a curated record
UGAGAUGUGGAGAGAUAUAAAUAUGGAUAAACAGCUCCAAAUUUAUUAAUGUCUUACGUAUGUCAUAUACAUAUAUAAACAAAGUAAAAGCCAAAACUCUCUUUCUCUCUCCCUCUCUCUUAUCUCUCUCUCUCUCUCUCUCUCUCUCCUUGGCUUCACUUUCAUCUCUGUUCUUCAUUUACCUCAUCAUUCAAUAUUUGGGAGAAUAUUGAUGGGAGUUGUGAGGUCUUGAGCUUCGGAGUCUGAUGAGCUAGAUUUCAAUUUUUGUUCUUCACUGUUUAUCGAUAAUUUUUUUUUUCUAAAAUGGACGGGAACCGGCAAAUGGAGGUGCAUUAUAUAAAUACUGGAUGUCCUUACACCGUAACUGAGAGCUUUAUGGAUUUUUUUGAAGGUCUUACAAAUCCACAUGAACAUUAUGCUCAUGCAGUACCUAUGCAGCAGUAUCAGGAAACGGCAUACUGGGUGAAUGCCUACAAAUUCGGAUUACCUGCUUCUGAAAUUCCUCCAUAUUAUGGUCACUAUGUGGUGAAUGAUUAUCUUCCCAGAAACGAUAUAAGCAGAAGGGCUUGGGAAUACCCUACAAUGUCAUACAAUGAACAACCUACAGCAACAGAGAUACAAGCUGAAGAAAAUUCAGUUGCUACUAUGGAAGCUAUUCCGGAAGAAUGCACUACAAAUCAUGAGACUGCUGCCAAUUCUCAGGAUCUUUGGCAGGACAAUAUAGACCCGGACAACAUGACUUAUGAGGAGUUACUUGAUCUAGGUGAGGCAGUUGGAACUCAAAGUCGGGGCCUUGCUCAAGAACUGAUUGAUCUGCUUCCAACAUCUAAAUACAAGUCUAGUGGUUUCUUCUUCAAAAAACGUUCUAAAGAGAGGUGUGUGAUCUGCCAAAUGAGAUAUAAAAGAGGGGACCGUCAAAUAAGACUGCCUUGCAAACAUGUCUAUCAUAGUGAAUGCGUAUCCAAAUGGCUAAGCAUCAACAAGAUAUGUCCCAUCUGCAGCACCGAAGUUUUUAGCGAUGAAUCGAAGCAUUAACACAUUAAAUGGUGAAGGUCCCAUACAUUUAACAGGGUUGUGAGACAAUAGGUUAUAUCCCCCCUUUACUUAUGUCAGAGCAUACAGAUAGGUAGUUCAUAUCAAAGUUGUUCCUUUUUUAUAUGUUCUCACUUGUAGAGAAAUCAUUUCGCUUGAAGGUGAUUAUGAUGUACAACUAAUUUGGGUGUGCUAGGAUAAACUUGGAUGUAUGUACUAGCUUUUGUUUGUGGGUUAUAUUAAUAUGAGCAUGUUCCUGUGUUUAUUUGACCAAAAUAGAAAAAAUGUGGCAAGUUGUUUAUGUAAUAUCCCUUUGUAAGUC